GAUAGCGCCAGAACAAAACAGGCUCCCUUAGGAGAACAUCCUCUGUAUCCUCAGUGGCAUCUACAAGUGCUGACUCAGUAGCAUCAUCCACCUAUAGACAACCAUUCCCUCGCAGGAAAAUUAAAAUUGAAUAUGGCAACGGAGGUAGCAAUAUAUAUAAGAGACGGAACUUCAAACCAAAAAACAGAAACCAGGACUGAACAGAAGGCAUUACAACCCUUGGUAGACCUAAUGGACGAACAAGAACCACAGACUAAAGGUGCGCUAAUUUUCCCAAGAGCGAUAAUGAGAGUAAGAAGAGAGGAAGACUCCCCAUCUAUAGAGAAGGAAACACCUCACGCUGGUUUUAAAGAAGAUCACUCCAUCGUGAAUCAUGAGCACAAUCUUGGUAACAAUGAGGCCGAUUCCCCUGAUAUGAUAAUCCAAUCUGCUGGGAACCUUUAUCCUGUGACAGAACAAGAGGAAGACUUAUACUCAUCAUUAUCAGAUGACCUGAGUGAGCUAAGUGUUCUAUGUGAUAUGGAGUUCUCACAUGAUUACAGAACAUUUUUUGAGAAACACCUAAAGACUUUGCCCAGUGUUGGCCCUCCUUCUGUCCUGGCCUACAAAAGAGAAUCCUCCGAAAACCACCGACUACUGGCAAUGAUGAAGAUCCUAAGGGAGCAGUCUGAAAAAGAACUAUGUGAAUUCUGUGGAAAAACACUGAAGCCAUUUCCUCUAGAACACACCAUAGAUAAAGAAUUUUCUAAUGAGAUUUUUUGCUGCAGGCAGUUUAGAAACAUGUUUCGGUAUCUAUUCAAAGAAGAUGAGCGGCUGUUUCACAAAGACAAAAUUGAGUUAAUUUCGGUUGCACCUCAUGGACCUUAUGGAAGUGAAGUUGAGAGACAAAAAGCAAAGGAAAAAACUGCACAGAGGCUAAGAGAAAGACAUAUGGCCAAAGUGUUUGAAUCAAUAGUGGCAGAGCCAACAAUUGUUAAUGAAUAUGGAAGGCCAAUGAAAACCAUUUCCUACCAACUAUCCAGUGCCCCUCCUGUAGGGGACAGCUGGACAAUUCCUCCAGACAAUGAAGAUGCAAAAUCUGAUGCAGAUUCGAUUGAUCAAGAGCCAGUCGUAUAUGACUUUUCUAAUGAUACGAUGAUGCUAGAGAGAUUUGUUGAAAAAUACUACAGCACAGGAAGGAAAUUCCUUACAAUUUUUCCAGAUGGAACUGCACAGAUAUUCUAUCCAUCGGGUAACCUGGCCAUUAUUAUUAUUCCAAGUAAAAUAAAAGAUUCCAUCUGCAUUGUUCAAGAAGACAAAGAUCACAGCGCAGACAUCCUAGCAGUAUUUGGAUCUUCUGGGAAGGCAACUUGCUAUCACUCAAACAGGAAUAUAUGGAUAAAUGUGAAUCCUGUGGGAGGACAGUACUCGGACGGCGCUGGCAGGAGAGUGCGCCGAUGGCAGUGGAGGAACCCUGACAUUGUCAAGCCUUGCGCUCCUUUCAAACCAAUCUUUUUAGCCCUGAAUUAUCAAGUGGGCGUCCGAAUAUUUGGACAGGACCAGAUGUAUGUGACGUUUUUAGCAAUGGGGAAACAAGCAAAAUUCAGCGUUGGAGCAAAAAAAUUGACAUCACAGGUGGAUGAAAGAGAUGGCAAUCUGUUAAAGGAAUCUGCAGAAGAUGAAUUAAUGCUGCUCGCCAUCAAGAUCAAGUUCCUGAGCUUGCUGAAUAAAUGUCAUGAAUGCCUGAAUUUCCCAUCCAGAAAGCAGUGGGACAAUGUCAAGCCUCCAUCUUUUCUGGUUGCACAGGCACAGAAGCUUAUCUACCUCUGUAGUGUUUGUGACAUUAACAAGGAUGUCUGGUCCUCAAUCCAGAAUAUUUUAAGCGGUUAUGUACCCUGUGACCUAUCCAGUUAAAAAUAGUAUUUUACAUUCAAGUCACGUGCUGGAUUUCUAACAUAAGUCAUAAAAUAUACUAUUGUACUUGUGCUUCCUUUGCUUACAUGACAGUACAGAAAUUCUAAUCAUUCACUUAGCUACCUAUGCUUUCUGCUCCCCGCCACUUCAUUUCUGCCUUGUUACAAAAGUACACUUUCCAAGAUGAAAGGGGGAGGGUACUAUAUAGGCAUCAUCCCAUGCGGGUGAAACCAUGCGAUCUCCAAUAGCCACGUCAUUUUGUGGGUGUUACAGUGACAUUGUGUGGCUAUUGGACAUUGCAUAAGGAUGAAACAAUGAUUAUGAUAUGGUACUCACCCCUGCUCAUUUUGGAAGAUAUACUUCCGAGACAAAUGCAGGGCAGAAGUAGAGUGUUGACCUUUCUACUCGACAGACUUACAAAUAUGUUUUUACAAGGCAAAAAGGAAUUUGUAGUACACAACGAAAACUCAUGCAGACCUGAGAAGGUACAUACUCUGUGUAGAUAUUUGAAAUCAGGACCUGGCUAUAUUUUACACAGUGCUGGUUAGUGGCACUAACCACUGAGCGAGUUUCUUCAGUAUAUAAGCUAAAAAGCCUAAUUGUACUGCUAUAAUACUGGACCUUGUUGACAGGUACAGUAUCUGACAUGAGUGAGUCCACCCUUCACAUUUUUGUAAGUAUGGUUAGGGUUAUAUGUUUUCAUGUGGCAACACUGAAGAAAAUUACACUCUACAAUGUAAAGUAGUAGUACACAGCCUGUAUAAGUGUUGAAUGUGUCCCCUCAAAAUAACUCAACACACAGACAUUAAAGAGUACCUAUCACCAAAUAAACUUUUCUGAACUAACUCAGGCUAUGUUCCCUAACUACUCCUAACACCCCUCCUACCCUUAAAAAAAAUCAGAGCUUUAAAAAGCUCUGUAUCUUACCGUUCUUCUUGCUCACAUAGUGCAAUCUCCCAGCAGGAGAAAGUGGGCUUCCCAGCAGGUAUGACAUCACUGAAGCCUGCUGGGGGAACACUUCCACCCUCACAUGGUUGCAGUGCUGUGAGACCUCAGGCUCUGUGCACCUCUCAGUAAGGCUUUGUGCAGCUUUCAGUCUGUGUAGCUCUCAGUAAGGCUUUGUGCAGCUUUCAGUCUGCAGCUUUCAGUGAGGCUCUGUGCAGCUUUCAGUGAGGCUCUGUGCAGCUGUCAAUCAAGCUCAGUGCAGCCAGAAGCACUUCCGGAGUUUGGUCUCCUGCCAGGCCAGGAGAAGACCAAACUCACUGUAUUAAUUGUGGGCAGGGAACAGAACAGAGCC
Messenger RNA from Hyla sarda, 3190 nucleotides. RefSeq names its product glutamate rich 6 (gene ERICH6). Bases 133 to 1893 code for a protein of 586 amino acids. Lineage: Eukaryota; Metazoa; Chordata; Amphibia; Anura; Hylidae. The transcript is spliced from 15 exons. The record is from RefSeq and is a predicted model, not a curated record.